Molecule: messenger RNA, 1695 nt
Organism: Athene cunicularia (burrowing owl)
Lineage: Eukaryota; Metazoa; Chordata; Aves; Strigiformes; Strigidae
Gene: OSER1
Product: oxidative stress responsive serine rich 1
Exons: 4
Coding region: 422-1306 (294 amino acids)
Biological process (GO): cellular response to hydrogen peroxide
Source: RefSeq, a predicted model, not a curated record
GGCUGAGGGCGGGCAAGCACGGGGGGUGUGAAAGCCCCUGAAGCGUUCGGCGGGCGGUCCCGGGCGGCAGCCGGCUGUGGGCGGGCAGGGAACCGCCGGUGCCGCUUGUCCCUCUGGCCGUGCGCUGCCCCGCGGUACCCCCGCGUCCCUGCUCGGUGUGCCCGCAGCGCUGCCGAGCGCCUUGGCCCUGAGCGCCUUGGAUCUCUUAAUCCCUCUGCACCGAAAUGGAUGUGCCUGUGCACUGUCCCAUCGUAACUUUAUGAGUAGCGGUGCAUGGCUUGCAGUACUCCAAGCUACGUUUGUAGUCCCAUGUUGCUCGGAAAUAGCUGAAAAUUAAAUGGGAAAGGGCGGAUAUGUGUUUUCCUGGGAGAUAAAGAACAUCAGUACAUGGUAACUCCGUCACCUUCUGGCUAUCCCAAUAAUGAAAACGGAAGCUAAGGAAGGAGAAGAGGAAAGCCUGCAGACAGCAUUCAAAAAGCUAAGAGUUGACACAGCUGGAUCUACUGCUUCUCUCUCUGUGGGUGAAGGGACAAGUCCAAGAGCACUGGUUAGAACAGUGGUAGAUGAAACCAAACCUAAAAAUGCAUGUACUUCUAAGGAAACCUGGCAUGGGUCUAUGAAGAAGCCUUCAAGAGGAGUUGUGAGAACGCAGCGUCGCAGGCGUUCCAAGUCUCCGAUUCUUCAUCCUCCAAAGUUUAUCCAUUGCAGCACAAAAUCUCAUUCCACGUGUAACCAGCUAGUGCACAAGGGCCAAAUUGAUGCCCAGGAUGACAGCAGUGGGUUUGGCAUGCACAUCCCAAAGGAAGCUUGUGCAGAUGAACAGUGCAGUAUUGCUCCUGAUGUUGGCCAGAGGGGAGCUGAUGUUGAGUCUUCGGGAGCUUCUGUUACGCAGUCAGCGUCAGAGAACAGACAGGACACCUCUCCAGCUGCUGUUCCUCUAGUGUCCAAAGCCAGCCUAAAGACUACGGAGCUUUCUGACUUUGAAUCUAUGGCCAGGCUGAACAGGAAUAAGCCAUGUGCAUGUUCAGGUGGAGCCUGUCAGUGUAAACGAUGGCAAGAUAUGGAAGUGUACAAAUUCUCUGGCUUGCAGAACACCCUCCCACUGGCACCUGAUAGAACAACAGUUUCUGAGGAUCACUCCCAGACUUUGCCAUCAAGAACUCCCUCAAGUUCUCCACGCUCUUGCUCUGAGCAAGCCAGGGCCUUUGUGGAUGAUGUGACUAUUGAAGAUCUUUCGGGAUACAUGGAAUAUUAUUUGUAUAUUCCAAAGAAAAUGUCUCAUAUGGCAGAAAUGAUGUACACCUGACAGCAAUGAGAACUAAAAAGAGAAGAGUGGAUGGUUUAAUUCUGCCCUCCAUCACAGGCAUUUGAUAUGCAACCUACUCCCUGCUCACUGUGCUUGCAAUAAAAACACUUUUUUGCAUCUUAGCUGAUGUUCAUUAUUUAAGCUGGACAUUUUAGCUUAAGCAUUAGUUUAAGGUUGGAAUGGAUAAUGAAGUAAACAUGGUCAGCGUGUUUAGAGUAUACUUGUCUAUACUUAAGAGACCUAAUGCUUGGGAAAUUCUACUUUAUUUUCCAAGUCCUCCUGUUUCAGUUUGUUGGAAAAGUCUCUAGAUUGAUUGGUGAUUAUUGCUCUUAUUGUGAGAAACUUGGUGUAAUUCAGCUUGUUUGAAAUUGCUUCAAUCUCAGGUGGUU